Messenger RNA from Eutrema salsugineum, 670 nucleotides. RefSeq lists its product as uncharacterized. The record is from RefSeq and is a predicted model, not a curated record. The coding region runs from base 131 to 400 and encodes 89 amino acids. The transcript has a single exon. Lineage: Eukaryota; Viridiplantae; Streptophyta; Magnoliopsida; Brassicales; Brassicaceae.
AAAACUCAAAGUAUCCGUCUCUAUAAAAACACGCCUCUUGUUACUCUUUCAACAGAUCACAAUCUCCACUAAUCUCUCUUUGAAUCUGAUUUUUCCAAACAAAUAUAUAAAUCAGCUUUAGCGUCGAUAGAUGGUGCAUACUCAUCAAAAAGUUACUCAUCAGAAAAAGAGAAAAACGAUGGUGUUUCCGGCGUGUGUUCAGUGCGGGACGAGACAAAACCCGUGUCGGUGCAAAUUUGUGGGACCGACGUUAGGGUUCGUGGCUUUUCUAGUGACCGGAGUCAUCGAGUGGCCGGUUGGUGCGGUGGUUUAUAUCUUUAAACACGCAAAGGGUCGCCGUAUUAUGCGUCAUCCGUCUAGCGUCGUUUAUCCUAAAGUCUCGAGAGCUAUUCCCAUUUGACUUUGUCGUCGUUAUUAUCCAACUAUGUUUCGUGAUUAAGUUUGUAUGUUUUCACUUUUUUUAUUUUCAAUUAUAUAAAUCCCGAAUCCUAAGUCCUGAUUAGUUUCUUCUUAUCUGUAAAGCAAAUAAAUUUUAUGUUAUGUGAGAAUCGAUACGAGUUGAAAUACUCGUUUGAUUUACUUGAUGUAUGUAUUGUUUUUUUUUUCCCCUUUUUUUUUGUUGGUAAUGUAUACUACUUGUCAGCUAAUAAAUUUUAUAUUGGAACCGUUU